This is a messenger RNA of Protopolystoma xenopodis, 208 nucleotides long. Lineage: Eukaryota; Metazoa; Platyhelminthes; Monogenea; Polystomatidea; Polystomatidae. The record is from the annotation of a GenBank genome assembly.
CUCACUCUCUCCAACACUCCUGCUGCUGCUGCCUAUCUUACAAUUGCCUUCUACCCUGUUUUGCCUAGCUACGCUGGAGAUAAUUGGUAUGUCGAUCUACCUGGAGCUCUUACAUCUUAUCUGGCUUAGUCUACUCUUUGAUUUUUUUUCUGAAACUUCUCAACACAUCAAAUCACUUAAUUUCCUCAUGCAUGGUAACGAUAACUAG